Molecule: messenger RNA, 9269 nt
Organism: Porites evermanni
Lineage: Eukaryota; Metazoa; Cnidaria; Anthozoa; Scleractinia; Poritidae
Source: the annotation of a GenBank genome assembly
GGGACGCAUUUCAAAAUGGCGUCUGGAAACCCAUUACUGACUUUAGAACGGAUGCUAAAUGGAAGGACUACGUUAAAAACUCAAAAACUAACCCACAACAAUAUCAUAUGUGAGUGAAGAUCAUAUUUUCUUUCUAUUUUGCUUUCUAAAUUGCCAUAUUUUGACGAAGAGAGUUAAACAGAACCUUUUGAAGAUGAUCUAUGAAUUGAAUUCUAGAACAACAGAACGACUCAUCAAUCCACUUGCACUGUAUGUGAUCUGUGACAGUGGCGUAGCUGCCUUUAAGCCAUCAUGCCCGGGCUUAACAGGAAUUUGAGCAAAAAUAGGUGCAGGUUAUCAUGCGUUCUCGAUCGAACUAAAAUAUUGACGAGGGCAAUUCUAGAAGCAAGAGUCUUGCAACACCUUUUGCUCUUUGCACAGAGCAAUUUACUUUUUUUCAUUCUGAAUUUCUACCUAACGUUGUUCUGUUGUGUCGCUGUUUUGCUAUCUAUGAGCAGUUCCCAGACCCCCUUGCUUAGAUUAAAAGUUUCAUGAAAAAUUGACAGAGGCGCUUGUGAAGCCACAGCUUGCGAAGCCAAAGAUCGUCAUUAAGUACCACAAAGAGGGUAAAAAAGUUCAUGCGAUCCUCGAUGUCAACAGAUCGACUACCGUGUGGCACGAAAUUUUUGCGGGUUCUAAAUUUUGCGAUUUUUGCAGUUUUUCCAGUGAUCCACAAAAAGAAGUUCCCGCAAAUAAAAAUUACCGCAAACAUUUUUCAUGCAAAACUUUAUUCCAGAGUUAAUAUUCUUUAACUUAAAUUUGCGACACAAAAAUACAGUGCUAAGAAAUCAUGCCUGUUUGAUCACAACUUGUCUCUUUCAUUCAGAAAUGACGACAUACUGGUAUAUUAUUUGAAAAUAUGUAUUUCUAUUUCAAGUACUCAAUAAAAAUGGAAAUAUUAUCAAUACUUGGUACUGGUACUUUCUGAAAAUCGCAAAAAUUGAUUCCCAGCAAGAAAAACCAGUCUGUCCUAAUCGCAAAAAUCACAAAAAGUCGCCAAUCCGCAAAAUUAAUAUCCCGCAAAAAUUUUAUGCCACACAGUAUCAUCUUUAACCCUCUUGCAUGCCUAUAAAGAGAUGCCCAUUGACUCGUGGGAAAGAGUCGUCAGUGAUUUUCCUACAAAAAAAAGGCCAAGAAGACUUGCGUUUUAUUGACGGGUGGUAAAUAAUAAAUACUGAUCAAACUUUCCUUGUACUCAUUAUGGCAUUCUUUUUCGGACAUGUCGGAAAAGCAGACUCAUUCAGACUGUUUUUCCCUUUUGUGCUAAUGUUCUAAAAAUGUGCACUUUUACAGGGUCAACAACAGAUUUUGCAAGUUUCUAUUUACGUAAGACGUUGGCAAAAAAAAGGUUUUGAAUAAAGAGAAACCUAUUUAUAGAAGCCUUUUAAUCAGUGCACCUAAUAUUUUUGUUCUUUAGAUGACUGUCUGGAUUGCAUUUUUUUUCUUAAUAUUAUCAAAAUUCUUCAUUAUAUUGCGCAUGCUGUGCUGUUAGUUUGUUAAUUAGUUUGUGCCUUAUAAACAUGUCAAACAAAAUAAUAAUCAUCGUCAUUAACAUCAUCAUCAUCAUCAUCAUCAUCACUGCUAUUAUUAUUAUUAUCAUCAUUGACCUCCUGGGUUUAAACUGAAAAAAUGCCUGGUCAUGCCCGUGUGUGAAAUAUCUGUAAAUCAUGGAUUCAUAUUGUAUAAACUUCUAGGCAUUGGAACAGGGCUUCUUAAUGAAAUUCAGGAAGUUAUGAGGGAAGAUAAAGAGAAAGCAGUCAGGGAGGCUGUAAGUAAAAAAAUUGAAGUAAUACAUGAGUUAUCUAAUUUGCCAGGUUUAGUCUGAAAUUAUUUAGUCAGCUGUUUUUUUGCCUAAACCUCCCUCAAUGGACAAGAAGCCAGUUAACACACAACAAUAUAUCAUUAAAAAAUACAAUUAUCAUGAUCAUGAUCAUCAAAUCAUGCAUGUUUUCCAGGUAGCAAGUGUUGGUAUUUGCCAUGACAUUUUGGUUAAUUUUUGGGGGUAUAAAAAGUACAAUCAGUCAAGUUGGUCAGUCAAUUUAUCAGCAAGAAGAAAAAGUUAUGAGAAUUUUCAAAAUGAUCACUAAAGGGAAAAUGCUUUGCUUCUUUUAUCAAAUUCUCCGAACUAAUUCCUCUAGAAAGUGUAUGGGGAUCAGUCAGGAGAAUUUUUGUUAGGAUUUUGGGGCUGCAAGGCUCAUAUUCAACCUAGAUGCACUGGUACCAAGGAAAAGUUUCAAUUAUACAUGAAUAUCUUGCUAUGUUGAGAACCGACUAAUCAGAUAAAAUGUCUAACAAUGCAGUCUUUCAAAGCAUCAUAAAGCCUACUACAUGAAAGUCAACCUUUAGACAAUAGGCUGGAUUUGAAAAGUUGGUUACAUUGUAACUUUAUCUUCUCUUAAGCUAUAUACACAUACUCAGUUGGGGUUGGUGGCAAAAGAGACCAAUUUUAUUAUUUAUUAUUGUCGAAUACAGGUUGCUGCAGCUGAAGCAACAGCAGAGGCAGAGUUGAGGCAGUCUCUGAAAGAGUUGAGAGAAAAAAUGGACGACGAGAGGGAACAAGCUCUGGAAGAAGCAAGACUGGUAAACAAAUUUUCUCAGCUCAUUGCUUUUCCUAGAAUUUAAACUUGGUGCAAACAGUUUUAUUUCAUCCAAAGGCAAAAGAACAUACUAGCCAAGAGAGGCCACCAGCUCUUGAAAGAGCACAACUGAGUAUCCUUCAUUGUUGCAAAAAAUAUUGUUUUGUAUUGCAUCAUUUCUUUCCCGCACAAUGCGAAAGGUUACCCACAAUAAUUAUUUUCAUUGUCUCUGAAACCAGAUCAUCAGUUAUCAUCAUUCACCAUUUCAUUUCCAGAGAAAUUUAAGGAGACAUACUGGUAUUAUCUAAUAAAAACCUUUGAGUCUCUGAACAAGAUUCUGUAAUGAGAAAAACCUCUUUACCCACUUAAGCUAAAACCUCAUUAGCACUACUUUUACAUGGUUCAAUGUUUUGUAUUUAGUAUAUACAGUGGAACCUGGUUAAUACGGACACCAAGGGCACAUGCCAUAGUGACUGUAUCAUCCAGGUGUAGGUAUAUAUAUGGGGCUCUCAGAAAAAACUUCACAAACACAGGGCUGUCGCUAAAAUUUCAGGUUGGCGGGUGAAUACNGUAUUGCAUCAUUUCUUUCCCGCACAAUGCGAAAGGUUACCCACAAUAAUUAUUUUCAUUGUCUCUGAAACCAGAUCAUCAGUUAUCAUCAUUCACCAUUUCAUUUCCAGAGAAAUUUAAGGAGACAUACUGGUAUUAUCUAAUAAAAACCUUUGAGUCUCUGAACAAGAUUCUGUAAUGAGAAAAACCUCUUUACCCACUUAAGCUAAAACCUCAUUAGCACUACUUUUACAUGGUUCAAUGUUUUGUAUUUAGUAUAUACAGUGGAACCUGGUUAAUACGGACACCAAGGGCACAUGCCAUAGUGACUGUAUCAUCCAGGUGUAGGUAUAUAUAUGGGGCUCUCAGAAAAAACUUCACAAACACAGGGCUGUCGCUAAAAUUUCAGGUUGGCGGGUGAAUACAAUUAGUAGGAAAGGAAUUGUACAGCAAGGAAGUUCUUCUACUUUCCUUUUGUUUUCUUUGAAAGUAGCUGGGGUUCCAUCCUUGGAGACCCAGGGGCAGAUAGUAGGGGCGAGGGAAAGUCUAAAUGGGCAGAAAAAUAUAGCACGAAGAAAAGUAAAGAACGGCGAGAAGAGCCCCAGGGGACAAUGUCUUACCAGACCAGUUCCAAACGGUCGCCGCCGUUCUGGCUUCUGAUUGGGCAGAAAAACACAAAAGGUUUCUGGCACUAAUCAGAAGCCAGAAUGGCGGUGACCGUUCGGAACUGGUCUGGUAAGACAUUGUCCCCAGGGGCUCUUCUCACCAUUCUUUACUUUUCUUCGUGCCAUAUUUUUCCGCCCAUUUAGACUUUCCCUCGCCCCUACUAUCUGCCCCUGGGUCUCUGAGGAUGCUGGGGCUCAUGCUCAUAGUAGCCAGGGAAAAUCCCCGGCCCCCAGCGCGGACACAUGUUUUAAUAAUCUUAAGACUAAAGGAGAUAUUUUUACGAGGAACUUAAGCAAGUUCAUCCUAAAGAAACUUCAUAAGCGUCUAUCAUAGUCUCAAACUCACCUUUCAAGCGGGGAAAUACAACAUUUGAUUACUUUGUACUGAUACGUUUAGUUUGCGACUUAGCUAGGUGUUCUGAGCGUUGGACAAAACUUUUAAAACCUAGGAUAAUUGGCUGUUUCUUCCCAUGUCAUUAAAGUGAACGUGAGAGUAUGUGACUCGGGACAUAGAAAAGUGUCCGUUGUUGUAUUAACCAGUGUGUGUAUAAAGCAGGUUAGUUUUAGGGAAAAUGUAUGAGCUUUUUGUUGGGACAAACAAAACUAUCUGUUUUAUAUGGGUGCUAGUAUUAAGUGGGUGUCUUUAAAAAGGGUUCCACUGUAGUUGUAAGGUUUGAUUCUGUGCAUUGAGUGCUACGGUUGGAUGUACAUGUACUACUGUAAAGUAUGAGGUGAAGACAACUAAAGUGCUUCACACAACUACUUUGUUAGUCUAUCUUUUCAAUGCUUCUUACAAUGAUAUAUAUAUUGAUAGUGGUUAAAUCAUAUGAUUAUGGUUAAGGUAGCCUGUCCUGAGUGAAUGAUUGUCACUCAUCUAAUGGGUAAGAGAUUUCUACUGAAACAGUAAGUCUAGUAACAAACAAAACAGUUUGACCAUUCAAACGACAUCUCUUUGGGAAUCAUUUUUUCACAUGGUGCUGCAUGUAUUUGUUAGUCUUUUUUUUUUCUUUUUUUUUUUAAUGAUAUUGAAAACAUUGUUCUCAAAACACUUCGACUUUGGCCUGAGAGGUACUCCAAUAUAUGGGCUAGAUUACUGAUAGGUAUUUGCCGCCCAAUGGGGUAUGGGUUUUGAGGGUCUCCAUCCUUAAAUAGGCUAUUAUUGUUGCCCUUUUUGGGGGUUGUUUUUUCGGUGUGAUCCUAAGAUAGGGUACCGUUGUUAUAUCAGCUAAAAUUUAAGUGCAUAAAUGCCCAGUAGCAGGGGAAACAAAUCAUUUGUUAAUACUGAACUUUACCUUAGAGGGUCAGGAAAGCGAUGUUAGGAGGAUUUGUGUUUCCAUUAAAUUUUAGUUUUUCCUUUUCCCUUGAAUUGGGUCUUAUUUUUUAGGUUUGGGCCUUAAAUGGGGUAUCAGGUUUCGUUUGUCUCAUCUUUAAAUAGCGUAAAGGUUUAAGACCCUGGUCCUGGUUGGCACACACCCAUCCGAAAUUUAUUGGAGUCCUCCCUGGGAAUUGGACAACGUUUGGGAGUUUAAGGGUCUAAGUGUUUUUUAUUAUAAUUAUUUCUCAAGCGAGCUGAAGAGCAAAUGGCAGAAAUCCAGUAUAGGUGCGAAGUUGCAGAGAAGAAACGUGCUCGCUCAGCCUUUGAGCGAUUCCAAGAGGAAAAGCGUACAGCCCUGGAAAAAGCAGCUUACGAAGCAGAAAAGAGAAAGCAGGAAGAGAUGAGAGCGCUUACAGAAAACCUCACCAAAAAGCUCAGAAAUGAAGCAGCUUUACAAAGAGAAAUCGCCCUUGGUGAAGCUAACCGACAACGUUCCCAUUACUGUUUGAAACAUUCGGAUUUUUUAUGUAGGUGGAAAUAUACUCCCAAAAGUGCCCUCUCAUUGGUUACUUCAAGGUCACAUGACAUCUAAUAAUGGCAACAUUCUCAUGACCCACGAAUGUUUAACGCUCGUUUAGAUCUACUUUAAUAAACUUGUAUGCGUGAACUUUUUCUUCGUGGGCCAUAUCCUAAUAUGUAACAAAUCACUUAAUGACCCUGUGGUUUCCUGAAACUAGUUAAUUUUUUUUCCUGAGGCGAGAGCCUCAGGGCAAAAAAAUUAACUGUUUCUCUCGGAACGCGUGCGAGAAAUUCACAAGCGAAAUAGGCUUGUCUUCGUUCUUAUUGGUGGAGAUUUUUAGCCAGUAAUAAGGCGAAUCACUUGAAAACGAGAAAGUUUUGAAAUUACCCGCUGUAUAUUAAGUCUUAGAUGUCUGAAAACAGACUUUUUGUUUCGUACAUUUUGGUCUUGAAUUGCGAAAACCAUGAAUGACUCUGCAGUACAUACAUGAUUGUUUGAAAUAUAAAGGAAAUGUUUGAAAACAUAGUUUACAAAGCAGUCAAAAAGACCUUUGGCCGAGACUCACUUCUUGUUUAACUUUGCCCACAGUGAAAUAGAAAAAGCGUACAUAGCACUGACAUUAUCCAUUAGUUACAUAUUGUCUCUUGGCUUUCUACAGAAAAAUGCCGAAAGGCGUCGACAGGAAUCCAUAGAAGAAACAAAACGAGAAUGCGAGAGACAGGCAGCGGCUGAAGCAGCGAGGGUUGCUGAGAUACACAGAAAUAAAUGUGAUGAGUUCAAUGAAAGGUAACGACCUGGUACUUUGAUGAUGCAUAAAACGUCAUUUGCGCAAAAAGCGAGCUCAUGACCGUGGGUUUGUUUACUUUCAGCUAUUUUUUUCACCACGAAUGGCUCUUUGGAAGAUUAUUUAAGUAAAAAUGAUCCCGUGUGUGAAUGAAAAUUGUAUCAUCUACAUGCUUGAAUUGCUUUCGUUUAGGUGAGGAUAAGGCCUUAAAGGGGAUACUUCUAUCAUAGGGAGCAUGAAUUUUAUUAGCGCUUGGUUAGGGACAUUAAGACAUGAAUUGCACAACGUCUUCAUUCACAAACGAAAAGAGAUUCGACAGGUUCAUUUCAAGUAUAUUUUAGAAAACCCAACGCUGGUAGUAACUUGUUAUAAAUAGAGACCGUCUUUUAAUUUAUGAUUCUCGUUUCCUUUUUUCAGAAUAAACCAUCUAACCAAACUGUUGCGAAACGAGAACACCGAAAAAGUACGAGUGGAAGAAUCAUUUCAUGUAAGUUCAUAUGCUACAUUUUUCUAUGCCCGUUCUUGACCUUUUGAAGACAAAACAGCAAUUUAUACAAAAACGGUCUACACGCUCAAAAGCUCUAAGCCCAUACACCAUUGUUAAUAAAACGUUGGCUGCGCUUUGGCGCAACUGUAUGAUUGACCUCGUAUGACACAGGCUUGGCUAUUAAAAAAAAAACGUCAAAAGCUGGUAUAAGGCGGAUGUAGGAAGCAACGAUACUCUCAAAUUUGUCACUAGCCUUGAACGAUCUUGAAGGACUGUUGGGAUGCGGAGCAAUUCAGGACAACGUCGUCGCCUGCUGCUCAAACAAAAACAACAACUUUUCUUACAGCUAUCAGCGGUUUCGACAUAGAAACGACGCAAAGGAUUCAUUUCGUGUUUCCCAAGAACCCCCUUCGCAUGCGUUUUAAACAAGAAUAUUUGACCUCGAGCUCAACUUGAAUAACAGCUAUUAGCUUUAGACUACAAGAAGUCUCUCUUUUAAUAAUAAUAUGUUUUUCAAAGACAGUACCUGUAAUAGCAAAUGGGAGGUGCAAAUGGCGCGUCGCUUCUCCUCGCGGGAAGCGAUUUGCCACGUCUUUACGUGUUGCGUUAUCUCAACUAUCUUUCAGAAAAAUAUUAAAGAUGAUAUGCUUAUUGUGUGUAUUAGCUAUUAGUUGUUUGGCCUCAUAUCUAAAGAUUUGCAAAUUUUGUCUGUAUGUAGCUUAGACGAUUAUCAACUAUCCACCUAAACAACUGGAUGAAAAAAUAUUGACAAUAUUGCUGCUCGUGGGAUGUUUUGAAUUCUCAUCAAAUCUUAAUUAUAGAGGCAGCGUGACACCUUAUUUGAUAAUUACUUAACGCAUAAACCUAGUAAAUUAACUGUUAAUUUAGACACUUGAUAGUAUUUCUGUUAAUUUUUUGUUGGUCGUAUUAGCAUGCUUGGAAAAUUUAGAAGUGUUAAUUUUCUCCACAUUCUGGAAGAAACCGUGUAUUAAAUAUUUUGGUUAGAGUGAUGAAAGCAUGUCGACUGCUUUAUUUUACGAAGAAGGCGAUAUCGCAAAAUUACACCCCUAAAAUUUGAAGUGUCAGUUCCCGGAUGUCAGACGGCGUAAGUUGAACAUGUGUUUGUCAUUCUAAGCAUUUCCCGCCAUAUGAUGAAUGUGUCCUUUCUUUUUGGCCUAUCACUGCAAACAAAAGUGACAUAAUCAGCCAAUCAGAACAAGUAACUAGCACAAGCGCGGGAAACGCGGAGUCGUAGACAAAACAAGAGAACACACAAGCUUGGCUUAGCCGGAUUAGAUUCUUUUUUGUUUCUAAAACAAAGCUUAUAUCUCUAAUAAAAGUUAAGCAUUUUGGCGAAUUAGCUUAGCAAAACCCACCCGAGAAGCUUUUCCCACGUUUUGAUAUUGUUAAUUCCAUUUUUCUCUUCCAAGGGCUUCAUUUUCUUAAUCUGGAGCUGUUUUAAGUUUGCUUAAUUUUUAUGAAGCAUUGAUUUACGGUAUGCUCAUAACUUAUGAAUUAGGUAAUCCAUUGCUAGACGCUAAAAAGAUCACCAAUGCAUGACUGCAGCUUUUGCGUAGGGAAACACAUUGAAGUAUACAAGGUCCCAUUUGUAGUUCUUUUUUGUCAAAUUACGGCCUAUCUGUUUUCAAACUAAGCAUUUCUGUUAUUUUAAUUUGUGGUAGAUAUUCUAAGUAUUGCUUAAGACCGCAAAGAAGAAAAAUGAUGAUAAUCGAUCGUUUUGCGGAAAUCUGAAAUUAUUAAAUUCAAGGAAAGCUUUCAUCAUUUGAGAAAGUGCCCGACGAACCUGUCUACAUUUCUAUCACUGUUGUCCGUAUUUUAAAAAAAGAGGAAUUCUAAUGAAGAAUUAUCUCUCCAUCUAGGAAAUGAAAGAAGACUACAAGAGAUUUCAAGAUUAUACCAAAGGAUUUAAUUCUGAUUAUCUUAUGAAAUGAGAGCGGCCAGACGAUAUCGGAACUUAGAAGGAUAAACACUAAUUUAUUUUCAUGAACAUGUCUUUUCUGCUUACAGCUAAAUUCCAUCGGUUGAGGUUGUUUUGUCGCCGUAUAUUAAAUAAGGAAAUUGUAUCUCUUGUCAGCUAAGUGGAUCGAUUUGCAAAUUUCAAAGGAACGCGACAAUUUUGUCUUACGGUGUAUAACACAAAUGAAAACCACCACAUUUCUUUUGGAUUUAGUGGUUUUCUUUCGAUUAACUCUAGUUUGGGAAGUUAUUUAUUUGAAACUGUCUUUGCUUCCCUAAAAUAAAAUUUAUAAAUGAGGAAAAAGGUACGAAUGGCCACACAAUGAAAUAGACAAAACUCAAUAAACAAUUUUUAAC